Caenorhabditis bovis is the source of this 2766-nucleotide messenger RNA. The record is from the annotation of a GenBank genome assembly. NCBI's taxonomy places the organism in Eukaryota, Metazoa, Nematoda, Chromadorea, Rhabditida, Rhabditidae.
AUGCUCCUUCUAUUUCUAAUAUUCGCAAAUCUCGUCGAAUCUAUCGAUUUUCGCUCGAAUCAUUAUCGUCAACUGCCGCUUGAUAUACCCAAUAACUAUGUGAAUAGUCAGCCGAACACCGUCAAUCCGUACCUCAACAUUUUCGACACACCCAAUUUUCCGAGGGCCACUCUCACCACCGGAAUCGCGAGGCCGACAACCACCACUACUACUACUACUACUACUGUAGCACAGACGUCGCCGACGACUCGAGGGACCACUAGGACAAGACCCACAACUACUCCCACUUUAUGGACCACAUCGAAAAGCCCGCUCAAAUUGUCGAAGAACCCGAAAAAAAGCGCAAUUUCGGCGAACUCGUUCGACUCGGCGCAACUCUCAGUAUUGAGCCAUCGACUGCUCAAUGAUGUGCUCAUUGUUCCAUCGUCUCGACGCCUCUACAUUCUUGCGAUCAUUCCGAUUCAUCAGGCGUCGAGUCAGCAGAAUUUCGAGUGCGGCGAAAUCGAUCUCAACGCCGUCGUUCGUCUCGCCGCGUUUCUCGAUUCGCUCAAAUCGAUGAACGAGGCGAAUUUGCUCAAGGAGAUUGGCGCCGAGAUUGGCGCAAUUGUGGUGGACUCGUGUUCAACCGAUCUGCGGACAGUCGCCGAUUUGUACGAGUUGCUCUCAGGCACCAAUAUUCAAAGAAAUGAUAUUAUUGCUGUCGUGCGCGACGACGGAACGCAUAUGCCGAACGCUGAGCACGUCUUCGAGCAGCUCAAUCUUCCCGUUCUCAACACGUUCAUCACCGUCGGCCAUCAGGCGAAAACCAGUGGAACACUUCCGCACGCGUCGAUGGCGUUCGACGCCAUAUUUGAAGCGUUGCGGAAUUAUCACACGAGCUGCGUGAAUCUCAUAUUCGAUGAGAAGUUCGAACGGACGAUCGGCGAGUUUCACGAGUUGGCGAUGAAGCACUCGAUAUGCGUCGAAACGCAGAUCUUCAUGAAGAACGCUUCGAGUCACGUCGCCGAGGAGACGAUACGAACAUUGUUGCUCAGCGAGGCGCGAAUCGUCGUCGCGCUUCUCGGCGAAUCGACGUGGCUGAGCGUCGGCAAAUCGCUUCGCACCGAAAUGGUCAUCGCCGGCCGUUUCGUGUUCGUCGCGCUUCAAGACGCGCGCUGGUCGACGGCGCAAAAGUUCGUCGAGACGUGGCCGACGUUCGAGCAGAAUCUCAUCGCGUUGGCGCCGAAAGUGUCGAUCAAUCACGACGACGAGCUUCGAAAAUUGGCCGACACGAUUCCGCGAAUGAAAUUGCCGACGGUGUGGCUCAAACAGUUUUGGGCGUCGGCGUUCAAAUGUCACGUCGGCGAUGACGACGUCGGCGACGACGACGACGACAAACAUCACAAAUUCUCCAGACAGUGCGCGAGUUCCCAAAAAUUCAACAUCUCCCAGGUGACGCCCAACGUCGACGUGGCAUCGAUAUCGAUAGCGGCGCAUACGAUCGGCGUCGCGUUCCGCUCAUUCGUCGAUCGCGUCUGCCCCGGCGCGCUGGUGAUCUCGAUAUCGGAUUGCGUCAACGAUCCGUCCGACGGCUUCUACCAUUCGAUUCUCGAUCAGGAUUUCGUGCAUCAUCUCUCCGAUUAUCCCAUCACAUUCAACGUGAGCUCGGGAUACCGCGACGCGCAGCUCGUCAUCAAUCGCGUUCAGUUCGACGAUGAUCGCUUAGAGUUGAGCGAGAUCGGCGUCUGGCAUCCAACGAUGGGCUACGCGGACAGCGGCGACGGUCGAAACGCGACGUCGCGCGGCAGCUAUCUGCUGAUGUCGUCGACGUGCUCGCGGUCGAAAUGCGCCCAGGAGAUGGCGAAGAGCGCGAUUCGACGCGAGGUGCCGUCGAUAUUCAAAGCGCUCACCGACAUCGAGAUUCUGCUGUUCACAAUUUUCUCAGUGCUGUCGUGUCUGACAUGCUUGAUGUGCAUGUAUCUCAAAGUCAUCUCAACGUCCGAUUAUCGCAAUUGCACGGCCGUCGGCUUUUUGGGUCUCGCGUUCCUCUCGUUGUCGGCUCCCGCGUUCAUCAUCCCGCCCAACGAGGUGUCAUGCAUUCUCCGCCGAACGCUGUUCCCGAUCGCCAUGUGCACCGCGAGCGCGUCCGUCUUCGUCAAGGCGCUUCUUCUAUGGCGAUUCAAGGACGCCGACGUGCGCACAAGCAGCGCCCUCUUCAUCAUGUCGUCGAUUGUCGCAAUCCAGACCGUAAUCUCGUUCGAGUGGCUUCUUCUCUCGCCGGCCCCCUACACCGAAUUCGUGUCGUCGAUUCACGGCACCAUGUGGCGAUGCGCACCGGGAAAUACCGCGGAGAAUAGCAUUCUGACGUCGUGCGGCCUCGUCGGAAUCAUGUCGAUACUCACGUUCGUCUUCUCGAUUUCGGCUCUUCGACAUCCGCAGAGUAUUCAGAAUCUGCUGAUAUCGAUCGUCACGAUCAUGUUCGAAAUCGGCUUAUACGUUUCGCUGCCACUUUUGACCUACAAAUCGCGCGAUUUGGUCAUGGCCACUUCCGUUUUGAUUUUCGCGUUUUUGGCGCUUCUCGCCAGCCAUUUGAGUCGUGCCGCCGAUGAUGAGAAGGCCGGAAACGCAGCAGCCGACACUUUAAAGAAACACUGGAUCACCCAAGUCCAAAAUUAUCACACCGCGUCGACUCAUCCUCAAUCGAUUCAACUCGAGGAUAAAUCAACACUUCCGCGUCAGACCAACGCCGCCCUUUAUGGUGUUGAGGCAUACGGUACGCGCCUUUAA